This is a messenger RNA of Austrofundulus limnaeus, 3461 nucleotides long. RefSeq names its product AE binding protein 1a (gene aebp1a). Gene Ontology annotation, biological process: regulation of DNA-templated transcription; peptide metabolic process; protein processing. NCBI's taxonomy places the organism in Eukaryota, Metazoa, Chordata, Actinopteri, Cyprinodontiformes, Rivulidae. The transcript is spliced from 20 exons. Gene Ontology annotation, molecular function: metallocarboxypeptidase activity; RNA polymerase II transcription regulatory region sequence-specific DNA binding; DNA-binding transcription repressor activity, RNA polymerase II-specific. The record is from RefSeq and is a predicted model, not a curated record. The coding region runs from base 280 to 3129 and encodes 949 amino acids.
GAAAAGGAGAAGGAGGGAGUCGGGAGGAGGCGUGCAGCUGCAGACAGAUGCAGUUCCAGCAGCAGGCUGCAGCUCUGUGCUGACUCCCACAUAAGAGAAGGAAGCUGGUCAGACUUCCUCAGACUCGUCUCUUUCAUGUCCACAUCUUUUUAAAGCCAGCAGACAGACGUCCCUCUGCAUCUGCAGCUCAGAUGCUGAGUUAUUUUUGCAGCUAGUCUGAGAUUCACAGCUUUUUUACUUGACUACGUCCGCUCAGUUGGGUCCUCUCAGUUUGGAGACAUGAGGUCUGAGCUGCUGGUGGUCUGGGUCGGGGUGACCCUCUGCUGGGCCCUGAUCUGUGCUGAAGAACAUGUGGAGGAGAAGCAGCUGUCCACUGACCAGGCCGGGAUGAGAGAGGCCAGAGGACCGGUCAAACCUGGAGGACCAGGAGACGUGGAGUUGUCUGAUGACCCAGCUGAGGUUAAAGAAGACGAGAAGACAAAACCAAAGAAGAAGAAAACACCUGAGGAAAUCGAAGCAGCCAGGGCAAAGAAGGCCGCAGAAAAAGAGGCUAAAGCAAAGAAACAGAAAGCUCCAAAGCCUACUAAGAAGCCAAAACCACCAAAACCCACCAAAAAACCAAAACCACCAAAGCCAACAAAGAAGCCAAAGGCGCCAAAGCCCAAAACUACCACCACAGUGCAGCCGGACCGCCAGCCUCUCUCUGUGGAGCAGGAAAAGGAGAAACUCAGCCUGGACACGUUAAAUCAACUUGUGACCCCAAAGUCAGAUCUGAACCCGAUAAAGCCUGGAGAACCAGAACUGAACCUGAAGGAGCCUGUGGAACCAGACCUGACCACAGUGAAGCCCGUAGACCCAGAGUGGACCCUGGAGGAGCCAGUGGAACCGGGCCUGGAUGUUAAAAAGAAGACAGAAAUCACAACUACUGAAGUCAUCAUGUAUAUACCAGAGGAAACCACGGCCCCAUACGCAGGUCCCUGGUAUGAGGACUAUGACUACACUGACUUGGCUCUGAAGAAACAAGAAGAGGAGGAGGAAAGAGCUCGGAAAGAGAAGGCAGACAAAGCUGAGCGGAUGAAGAAGAAGUGGGAGGAGGAAGAAGAGGAGAGACUGAAGCAGACUUCAGUAGCAGCUGAGCCAAAAAUCUGUCCUCCUCUGGGCCUGGAGUCUCACCGGGUGGAGGAUGACCAGCUUCAGGCUUCGUCUCAGUCUCACCAUGGCUUCUCGGCUCAGAGGGGUCGACUCAACAUGCAGAGCUCUGAGAAUGAGAACGACCUUUACGGUGGUGCCUGGUGUGCAGAGCCUGAAGAAAAGGACCACUGGUUUCAGGUGGAUGCUCGCAGAGAAGUGGAGUUCAGUGGUGUUAUCACUCAGGGAAGGAAUUCAGACCAGCAUGAGGAUUUUGUGUCGUCCUACUUUGUGGCCUUCAGUAACGACAGCCAUGAUUGGACGGUGCUUCAUGAUGGCUACGCUGAAUGGCUGUUCUAUGGGAACGUGGAUAAGGACACGCCGGUGAUGAGUCAGUUUGCCGGUUCUGUGGUGGCUCGGUACAUCCGGAUCCUGCCUCAGAGCUGGAACGGCAGCCUGUGUCUGAGAGCUGAGGUCCUGGCCUGCCAGCUGCCCAGCAGCUAUCAGAGUGAAAAUGAGGUUGAUCCCUCUGACGACCUGGACUUCAAGCAUCACAACUACAAAGACAUGAGACAGAUGAUGAAGAUGAUUAACGAGGAGUGUCCCAACAUCACCAGGAUCUACAACAUCGGUAAAAGCUCCCAGGGUCUGAAGAUGUACGCCAUGGAGAUCUCCGAUAACCCAGGAGAGCACGAGACUGGCGAGCCAGAAUUUCGCUACACAGCUGGCCUCCAUGGCAAUGAGGCUCUGGGUCGAGAGCUUCUCCUGCUGCUGAUGCAGUUCUUGUGCAAAGAGUAUAACGAUGAAAACCCGAGAGUGCGCCGCCUGGUGGACGGAGUGAGGAUCCACUUGGUGCCCUCGCUGAACCCUGAUGCAUACGAGCUGGCCUACGAGAUGGGCUCAGAGAUGGGGAACUGGGCCCUGGGUCACUGGACUGAAGAAGGUUACGACAUCUUUCAGAACUUUCCAGAUCUCAACAGCAUCUUGUGGGGAGCUGAGGACAGAGGCUGGGUGCCCCGCGUGGUGCCCAAUCAUCACAUCCCCCUUCCAGAAAACUUUCUUAAUGGUUCUCUUGCAGUCGAGACAAAAGCUAUUAUUUCCUGGAUGGAGCGAAACCCAUUUGUGUUGGGCGCCAACUUGCAAAGUGGAGAAAAAAUGGUGCUUUACCCUUUUGACAUGCAGCGUCCACCGAUUUCUCUGACUGACAGCCGGCGUUGGAGAGUUAAUUCUGAGAUGAGCGAGGAGACCUGGGCUCGGAUUCAGCGUCAGAAUGAAGGAGCUCUGAGGGAGACUCCUGAUGACGCCAUGUUUCGCUGGUUGGCCAUGUCCUACGCCCACAGCCACCUGACCAUGACGGAGACGUACCGAGGCUCCUGCCAUGGUGAUGAUGUCACCGGAGGCCAAGGCAUCAUCAACAGAGCCAGCUGGAAGCCAGUGGUUGGAAGUAUGAACGACUUCAGCUACCUGCACACCAACUGYUUCGAGGUGACGGUGGAGCUGUCCUGUGAUAAGUUUCCUCAUGUCAGUGAGCUUUCCGCUGAGUGGGAGAACAACAGGGAGUCUCUCCUGGUUUACAUGGAGCAGGUUCACAGAGGGAUCAAAGGUGUCAUCAGGGACAAACUCACAAAGAAAGGAAUUGCAAAUGCCAUCGUCAAGGUGGAGGACCAUGACCAUGACAUCCGAUCAGCUGCUGAUGGGGACUACUGGCGUUUGCUGAACCCUGGUGAAUACAAGGUCGUCGUUUGGGCCGAAGGUUACAUCCCAUCCAUGCGCCGCUGCCACGUGGGCRUGGAGCCACGUCCCACAAUCUGCGACUUCACCCUCACCAAGACGCCGCUGCAGAGACUGAAGGAGAUUCGAGCCAAAGGGGGCAAGAUCCCUCGGGACCUCCAGCUGCGGCUCCGUGCUCUCAGACUCCGUAAGCUACGCGCCAGCACCAAAGCCAUCAACCAGCGCAGGGAGCGCCAGCGACUACAGAAGAGGAGAGCUCGCUCCUCCUGAGCCUGGACAGAAUUUAAAUGGACAGCACCAGGAGCCAGAAGUCUGAAGCACUAAAAGCGGCACAUUUUAAAAACCAUCAGCUGAGCCAAAACAACAGAAGAAAAUACAGGUUUCCUGUUUUCAGACACCAACACGACUUGUUUAUGUACUGAACCUUUAAAGGCACUACUUCCAUUGUUAAUUCUGUCUAAAUAGUUCUUAUUUUGUCUGUUGACUGAGUGGAGAGUUUCUCUGUCAGCUGGUCUGAUAGUUCACACUUUUCUUUUCAUUUUUUUACUGACUAAAGUCCAAGAGGACCUCAACUUUUCAAAWAAAUGUGAUGUUUAAUGUUA